GGCUCUGGGAAGGAAGAGGCCUGUGUUUCAUGGCAGAAGCUCUUCUAUCUCCAGUGAGCUGGUUCUGUUCUUUUGCUAGGAAGAGCUGAUCCCUUAGCCUCUACAUUUUUAGCUCAAGUGCACAGAGCUCAGUUAUUUGACCAGGGGACACCCUCUAAUCAGAGGCUCGGGUCAGAUCAACAUCUGAGGUCUGUGCUCUUGCUGUGCCACCUUAAUGCUGGCACUUCCAGGUAAGAGCAGUGUAAGCCUUUUUAACAUGUUAUUUCCACGGUGCAGCUCUUCUUAGAGGUGCUCCUGGCUUUGCUUUGGGAUCCUGCUUAUCACAGCUACCUCCAGUUUUGGGACUGUUCUUCUGCUUCCCAAGCAGGACGUGCUACAGGUCUGCUAAGAGAACGUGUGCAGUGGCACUGGUCUUGCUGGGUUAGGUGUUCCACUGACGGCAGAGCAUCACUCUGGCUCUGUUCACACAAACAUCUUUCUGCCAGAACGACAGUAAGGCUUUCCCAGGCAGAUACAGGUGUAUGAAAGCAAAGACAGUGAGUAAAACAGACAAAUGAACGACAUCAAAGACCUCUUGUCAACUGAGGUGCCAGGGACCUGUGUACGCUCAAGCCCUUGCUGGCAAGAGAAAUGGGAUGCCCUGAUGAACUGGCAGGAGGACUUUUCCCGUGCUGCAAUUGUCCCUUUGUGUCACUGAGAAAAAGGACAAGCUGAGCAAGGUGCUUGUUGUGUAGCUGCACCAGUGCUGGGACACUGCCUGCUGCUCCCAGUGACCCUUAUUCCAGUUCCCAUUACAGGACUGGUACAAAUCUUGGCAGCACAGAUAGUCUGUGUAGUGCAAUCCUCCUUGACCUUGUGGCCUUUCAGCUUGCUCCUGUGAGCUAGGCUCAUCCCCAACAUCAUGGGUGAUACUUGCAGCCUCAGCUCGUUUCCUACCUGCCCCAUAUCCCUCUUCCUUCAUGUUUGGUGUGUUCUGCUCAGGAGACUUGCACAGCAGUGGGAGGUGGUAUUCCAGGCUGGGCAGAAUUGCACUGCCAGCUCUUCACAUCCUGCAAUGGCACUACCAGUCCUUUGAGUCCGUCUGCACCAGAGAACACGUUAAACUUGUGGGACGCUCCUCUGGCCGCCUGAUGGCUAGUGCUCAGCAUGUGGGAGAAGGAUAUGGUGAUGGGUGAGGGUGCCUGGGAGAUAAGCAAGGAGCUGUUCCUAGGAGGAACUUUUUUUUUUUUUCUUCUCACUGCCUGCCUUUGCUUGCCUACCUCCCUUGCUGUUAUCUUGUGGCUCUUGUUGGAAAGUCAGGCCAGGAAAGAAACUCUCAAGGAAAGCUGUGUGCAAAGACCAGAGUGAGCAGCCUAAGCAAGACGGGGCAAAGACAAGGCGGAGUCUGCUGGUGACUCAGCAGGGGACUGGAGCAAGAGAAGUGCGGCAUACUUACUGCCUGGGCAUGUCUGAAGAAAGUGCUGGCUACACUUUCAGGUGCUGUGGCGCCGUGCUUCUUGGCAGCAGGACGGUUGCUCUGCCAGAUCAUCCAGAAGAACAGAUAGGAUCUGGCUUGGAUGUGGCUGCAGGGCUGUGUUUCUGGUGAAUUAACCAGGGCGUGCAGCAGCGGGUCUAUUCUGACUUUUUGGCAGCUGUAGGUGCUCAGGCAAUACCUGCUUUGGUGUGCUGGCGGACAGCAUGGACAAGAGGUGUCUAAUUCAGCCUAAAACUCACCAGAAAAAAAAAAAAAGUUUAUAGAUGGAUUUGGACCAGCACCACAUGUUUUAGUGAAUCAGCCUACUGCAGAAUAGGAUGUGGGGAUUUGAAUAAAUUUUUGGAAACCUUACAGCCAGAUUUGCUGUAUGACUUAGACUGCAGGUACAGGGCUCUCGGAGAUGGUCACCCCCUUCGGCACCAAGCAUGCAUCCGGAUGGGGAAGGAAGGUAUAUCUGCUCCAAAAUGAAUUGGAUUGAUCUCCAUGGCCAUCUUCAGAGAUACGCGAAGUGGUUUCCCCUCCAGAGGAAACUCCUUGUCAGACCCUCACCACGUGUUUGGAGAAGAAGCAGGUCCUCGACUUUCUCAAAUGCUAACAGGCUGCUGCUACUUGUAGAAAUGGGCUGAGUGGGCAUCUGCAUGGCUAAGCGCGUCACAGAACUAGAGCUGCGCUCAAGAGGAGAUGAAUGCCUGGCAGAGCGUGUGCUGCUUGCGCAGGAACCAGGGAUCCCAUGAGGACAGGAAAAGGGUAGGCAGUAUCAUUAAUAGUUUAGUUGUCCGUGCUGGGACUGAAACAGCAUUGCCGGAAGCUGCUCGCUCUUUACAGAUGAUGAUGACCAAGAUCUGUUGCCAGCCUGGCAAAACCACGUAAGUUGUUGCUAAAGUCCGUCCUGCCCGUACAGGGAUCUGAGCAGGUGCUCCUGGAAGGACCUGGUGCUUUGUUCAGCCGCUCCCUGCCAAAUUUACUCUAUGAUCGACCCUGCAAAUCCUUUCCUGUGAUCUUACCUCUCACAUCCCACCACCUGAGUGUGCCAGUAAAUUAAUUCCAGAAAGGUCACCAUGAUCUCUGGAUGGUGCUGCCUUUGGACUGGAGAAGGGUUGCCAAGCUGAGAGUGAGUCUUGGGGUUUCUUUCUGAAUUUGCCAGGCACAGCUGUCAGCUGCAGAGGAGCUGAAGCCUCCUUUCUUUGGAUAUGCAGAGUGGCUAACUGAAGCCCCACCGUGGUGGCUUUCAUUGCGAGUGACUGGUGCCCUCAUGCUUUCAUCUGUUACAGGUGCUGAUGCUAAGCCUGCUGGGCAGUCCCAGGGAGAUGGCGGCCAUGCAGGGGCUGGGGAUGCUCGGAGGCAUCAGAGAGGACGUGCAGAACAUCGGCGACACACCAUCACCAAUGGUGUGGACUUCAGCGUGCUGAAGCAUAUGAAGGAGCUGGAACAGGAGAAGGAUUUCCUGCUCCAGGGUGUGGAGAUGUUAGAGCGUGCCCGGGAGUGGUAUCACCAGCGCAUCCAGUUUAUGCAGGAGCGUCAGAGACUCCUGGGGAAAGACAAAACCAGCACUGACUUCCUCCCUGAUGGCAGCCAGAGCCACCUGGGGUGCCUGCUCCCUAAGCUGCAGGAUGUGAACUGCUGCCUGAGUGACCUCCUUUCUGCUGUGGGCAAGCCAAUGAACCCUUCCUCAGCUCUGAACAGGCUGGGCCCUGCAGCCCCUGUGGUGUCCCCAGCCUCAGCAGGAUCCCAGCAAGCCAUCAGUAUGCUGAAGGAGCAAAACCGGCUUCUCACCAAGGAAGUGACUGACAAGAGCGAGCGCAUCACCCAGCUGGAGCAGGAGAAAUCUGCCCUGAUCAAGCAGCUCUUUGAGGCUCGGGCCCUCAAUAACCACGAAACAAGCCAGCUGGACUCCACCUUCAUCUAGCCUCUAGCUCCCAGAGCUGCCACUGGCCCCACACUUGAGCUCUCCCAUGGCGUUUCAUGGAGCUGGGACUCUUGCCCAAAUCCCAUUGCAUCCAUUACUCCUGGUGUUGUGUCUCAAGGCCUGUGGAGGUCCAGAACUGACCAUUGUAUGUCUGCACGAGGAAGCCGGAGGAAAGCGCUUCCCUGAUCCCGCUUGGGCCAGCCUGGGAUGUCUCCCCUCUUUGCUAUGCUGCUGGGCUUGGUCAGCUGCACUACUUGCAAGCUGCUCCUUUUCUGCCUCUAAAACUGACUGCAGUGACUGUACCCCCUAUCCUGUGUCCCCCAUUGUGCUAGGUGCUACCUGCACUAUGUGGCAUUGGGGUGGGGGGCUGCUAUACCUUUGGGCUGAUUUAGGCUAAAUUCUGGCUGCUCUCUGAAAAAGAUGUAUCUUGAACACUCCAGUUGGCAUCUCCAAGCAAGCCUGGCCACCGAAGGAACAGCCUGUCCCUUGCUUAUGGCUGUGUCAGAGGACUAGAUUGAAAAUGGUAAUGGGGCAAGUGUGGCCCCUCCCUGCUGCCCGAGUUCUGCGUGCCACUGCAACCAAACUGGACUAGAGCAAUACCUGAGCUGGUGCUCCUCCUAGGCUAAUCUUGCUCUCCGUUUUGGAGUAGUGUUGACAUAGUUGCUGUUUACACAUCUGCAGUCUUCUGUAGUUAAUGAGCCAUAGACCCAAAUGAGAUCACAUGUACCUCUGAGCUGCUGUUUCAGGCUGUUUGCAGAUUCAGGCAGGCACUUCUGCAUCAACUUUGUUUGACAUGGCGCAUGUUUCCUUAUGGCUGCUAGGAUUAUAUUUUUUUGUAAUUACUUUAAAAUGAGAGGUCAUGUCCUACAGCAUGAGGACUGCUGACAGAAACCUGAUUUCAGAGGGGCUUUAGAAGUAGGGUACUCAUCUAGCUGCACAUGGGAUGGAGAGGAGGCUGAUGGGGUCUUUUCUUUGCACAUCUCUAUGUAGAGAAAUGGCAGCUUUGCCUGUCCUGGUGUUGUACCUAGGCUCCCCUGGGUGACAUCCUGGGUGUGAGCUGCACCCCUCUCCACUCUCUUGGUGUGGUGGUGGUAGUCUGUAGGCGGUAGUCUAAACAUGUGUUGCUAUUGGACUGGUGCAUCUCGAUAUUUUUUCCUUCCCCCCCAGCGCAAUGGCGAUGCUGGGGCUGAAUGGUGUCUUCCACUGUGUCUUGGUAGUUUGUAUUUAUGGUACUUGCAUAGGAAGUCCUUGUGAAUCCCCAUGUAGCACUGGCCUGGCCCUUUGUAUCCUGGCCUGGCACAGAAUAUUUCUCUCCAGGGUUGUUUCAUGCCCUGACUCUCCUAGCCCAAUGCCGUGGCACAAAGCACUGAGCUGGGCAGAGGGUACAGGGCCUGCUCUGCUCCAACAGAUUCAACUCUGGCAGGCUUUCCCACUCCUGGGAAGAUGCUGUUAGCUGUAGAGCACUGUCUGUCCAAUCCAGCUCCUCUCCCAGAGUUGAUCUUGAAAAAGAAAAUUAUUUCUUGACCUGCAGCUGACUGCAACAGAUGCUGUCCCUGCUCUUCCCUGGUAUCUGCUGCCUCUGCCAGAAUGGGCAUCAGCAAAGUGCCAGGGAGGGGGAGGAAGAGCCAGGCCAGGGUAGGUUGUGUCUCUGUUGCAGGAAUAGGAUGAUAUUUAUCCCCUGGGCAUCAGUUCCUCCCAUCUCUUUCAUGAUGGGAGGCCAGUGCCUGUUUUGUCUGAGGCUUAAUAAAAGUGACCCUCCUCCUACAUUUCUUUCAGGGUAAUAAAGUGGGAUGAACUAUUUAA
Messenger RNA from Struthio camelus australis, 5183 nucleotides. NCBI's taxonomy places the organism in Eukaryota, Metazoa, Chordata, Aves, Struthioniformes, Struthionidae. The record is from RefSeq and is a predicted model, not a curated record.